This is a messenger RNA of Pocillopora verrucosa, 1175 nucleotides long. RefSeq names its product spondin-2-like. Gene Ontology annotation, cellular component: extracellular matrix. The record is from RefSeq and is a predicted model, not a curated record. Gene Ontology annotation, biological process: cell adhesion. Lineage: Eukaryota; Metazoa; Cnidaria; Anthozoa; Scleractinia; Pocilloporidae.
UCUAAGUUAUGAUUUGCUGAGUCACUGGUGCUCAUCAAAUUUAAUCAUCUUUUUAAAAUAAAACCGGGGUCAGGCUAAGAUGAUAAUUUUAAAUUGAAGCAAGUUAUAAACGGUCCUCGGCGUCGACUGCGAAAGUCACUCUUGCGAAGAUGGCACAACACAUAGGCACUCUCUUGGCUGUUCUUAGCGUUGUUGUAGUUUCGUCAACUGCAGUUAAAUGUCCUGGGACAGCCACAUACACAUUAUCGUGGAAAGCUACUUGGACCCUAGCAAAUCAUCCGAAUACAGCCCUUCCAAGCAAUGCACACUUUUCUCCUUUAAUAGGUUGCUCUCACGGUGCGGACUACAUCAUGUGGCGAAGAGGACAGAAAGCUUCUUCUGGCGUUAAGUUGGUCGCUGAAACAGGUCAAACUGGAACUCUUAAAGGCGAAAUAGAGUCUCAAAUCUCUGGGGGAAAAGCCUUGCAGCUCAUUCUGCCCGCGGGACCUGGGCUUGGUGCAGUGGAUGAACUGACCAAUAUUCAAGUCAAUGUUACCUCCAACUUUUCAAGGGUGUCUCUGAUCAGUAUGCUCGCUCCAUCCCCCGAUUGGUUCAUAGGAAUUGACAGCCAUGAUCUCUGUGACAAUGGCCAAUGGCGAAAGACCUGGGACGUCACCAUGUUACCACCGUAUGAUUCAGGCACUGAUAGCGAGCCUACGUUUAUUGGCGAUAAACCAACAGUGCCACCUGUGCCAAUCUUCCGAAUCAAUAACACCAUUGAGGGUGCUUUUAAGGCCAAUAAUCCCAUUAAAAGCCUGGGGGAGUUUCGAUUCAUGCUUCAAGUGGAGACGGACAACUCCGGGAAGGAGAACUCGACCGGGAAGGAGAACCCGACCGAGAAGGAGAGCUCGACCGAGAAGGAGAACUCGACCGAGAAGGAGAACUCGACCGAGAAGGAGAACUCGACCGAGAAGGAGAACUCGGCCGGCAAGGAUUGUGUUAAUUCGCUUAUGAUCAUUAUUGUUGCUUCCAUUCUGGCAUUUUUGUUUUUGGGUGCCAAAUAAUUUAGCUUUAAUAAAAAUAAGUUUUUUUUUUCGCAUCUUAGUGGAGUGGGGUUUUUGGCCUAUUUCCUAGAGAGCUGAAUAGAAAACGAAUAAACAAAUGCGAUUCAUUUUCUUGAGUCGCAGAUUCCAUUC